Aspergillus alliaceus is the source of this 3088-nucleotide messenger RNA. Its product is annotated as putative APSES transcription factor (MbpA). Bases 304 to 2994 code for a protein of 896 amino acids. Gene Ontology annotation, cellular component: SBF transcription complex; MBF transcription complex. The transcript has 3 exons. Gene Ontology annotation, molecular function: protein binding; DNA binding; transcription coactivator activity. NCBI's taxonomy places the organism in Eukaryota, Fungi, Ascomycota, Eurotiomycetes, Eurotiales, Aspergillaceae. The record is from RefSeq and is a predicted model, not a curated record.
CUAAUGCUUUUCUACUGAAGGUGUGGUCGUGUUCAUUGGUGUCGGCCGUUCCAUUUAUCCCUUUCGCGCUAAUCACGCGCCUCUUCGCCUCUUCGCGCGAAUCCGGUCGAUCCUUAGGAAGGUGCAUUUCCCCACAUGCUUUCAAUUCCUCGCUCUGCUUUUUCUUUUUCGGUCUUUUGCCCGGCAAAUGAGGUUAUGCUGUCUCGUCCGGCAAAACUGAAACCAUUAGAGAUCUAACUGUCGUCAGAUUCAGGUGCAUGGUGUCUAGGUUGGGUGCCCCGAUACCGAAACUAGACCAGUCCAAUGGCGUCAAACAACCACCACCCGCCGCGUCCAAGCCUACCCAUGUCAUAUUCCCAAAGUAGCAUUGGGUCUGCCAAUGGAAUGUCGUUUUCUCAGUCGCAGCUGGGUUCUUUUAAUGCUUCCCAAUCCGUGGCAACAACCCCUCGCGGUACACCCCCUCCGAAAGGUUCUCACCAGUCGGCAAUGUCUUUUACAUAUUCAAAUGGUCUGCCCCAUGGUGCACGGGGUAGCUUCAAUAGUUUUGAAGACAUGAAUGGCUACGGCGCAAUGGUGACGUAUCAGGAGGAGAUCAAGCCCCAAAUCUAUAGAGCCGUCUAUUCAAAUGUUUCUGUCUACGAAAUGGAAGUCAACGGAGUCGCUGUCAUGAAACGUCGCUCGGAUUCUUGGUUAAAUGCUACCCAGAUCCUCAAAGUUGCCGGUGUUGUUAAAGCGAGAAGGACCAAGACGCUCGAAAAGGAAAUAGCGGCUGGUGAGCACGAGAAGGUCCAGGGAGGUUACGGGAAAUAUCAAGGUACAUGGGUGAACUAUCAAAGAGGUGUGGAGCUUUGUCGCGAAUACCACGUCGAGGAGAUGCUGAGGCCUCUUCUCGAAUACGACAUGGGACCCAAUGGUACCACCGGAUCGGCGCAGGACUCUUUAGAUACCCCCACCAAGGAGCAAGCGAUGGCUGCGCAACGGAAGCGACUCUAUAGCGGCAUGGACAACCGUAGUAUAUCUCAACCCCAACAGGGCACUUUCUUCCAGAACAUCUCUCGCACUGCCGCGACGGCCGUCAACGCCAUGAGUAAAGCUCGCUUUGAUUCUCCUGCAGCAAGAGGCAUGGAUGGCAGGCGCUCAAGUGCCAUACGGAAACCUUCGCAUCAAAUGGGUAGUCAAGAGACGCAGCUUCCCUUUGGCAGUCAACAGAGCAUGUACAGCGUGGCACCCGACAGCGGAUUUGGAAGCAACGUCCAACACAAUGGCCGAUACCCUCAUGACGGCCGCGCGUUCGAUCAUGAGGAGCCUAUUGAACCUCCUCGCAAACGCGCCAGGUCUUCUUCCAACCACGCACAUUCGUUCGGACUCCACUAUGAGCCAUCGACAUUGUCGAUGACCGAGGCGACACCAACAGAACCGAACGACUCAUUUUACCAGGAUAUGGAUAUGUCAGCUCCUAUGGGUGACGGCAGCAAGCGGGGCGUUGAACCUCUCCCCCCAGCGACAACCCCUGAAAGGUUUCAGAAGAUGAAACUCAUCAUGACCUUGUUCCUUGACAAGCGGACCAAAGAUUUUUCCACCCAUCCUGCCCUGCUGCAACUAUCCGGGGAUGACUUGGAGACCCCGCUCGAUGAAUAUCGGAACAAUGCUCUGCACUGGGCAGCCAUGCUUGCUCGCAUGCCCCUUGUACAUGCGCUCGUCGAGAAAGGCGUUAGCAUAUUCCGACUAAAUGGUGCUGGUGAAACUGCAUUACAGAAGUCUGUUGGGACAAGGAACAAUCUUGACUACAGGAGCUUCCCACGUUUGUUGCAGGUCCUUGCUCCAACAAUUGACAUGGUUGAUUACAGUGGAAGAACGAUUCUUCACCAUAUUGCCGUAAUGGCUGCCACAGGUGGCGGUGGCCAUGUAUCAGCUAAACACUACCUGGAGGCUUUACUGGAAUUCAUAGUCCGGCAUGGAGGUAGCUCAGCGAGUCGACAAACCCCAAAUGGGCUUGAAAAUGGAGCAAACGUACAGGAGUCCAACGAGGUCAUAACACUCGGCCGAUUUAUCUCAGAAAUUGUCAAUCUUCGCGACGAUCAAGGAGACACGGCAUUAAAUUUAGCAGGACGCGCACGCUCUGUGCUUGUGCCUCAAUUAUUGGAAGUGGGCGCGGAUCCUCAUAUACCGAAUCAUACUGGCCUUCGGCCUGCGGAUUACGGUGUGGGCGUGGAUAUGGUUGAUGGAAAUUCUCAGUCACAACUUUCUGGAAACAAGACUGACUCCUUCAUGGACCACCUGGCCAAGACUAAGAAGGAAAUUUUAGACGCAACAUUGGCCCAGAUUAGCUCAAUAGUGCAAGAAACACUAGGCGGGGUUGACACUGAACUAGCUACGAAUCUCGCCAAGAAGCACGAAAAAUUCGAGCAUUGGCAUUGCAAGAUCCGGGAGUCAGCAAAAGCUCGACAAAUUGAACAGAAACAACUUGACGAACUGAAACGCAAAGCAUCAGAUCGUGUAGGGUUGAGCAGACGCUUCAAAAAUCUCGAAAAGUCAUCAGAAGACCUACUCAUGAUCUUGAAGAGCAUUCAAGGUGACUCUUACGACGCAUCGAAAAUGAUGUCAGUUGGCGAUGCUGACAAGGACUCGGGAAUUGACGUCGACAAAUUCGAUGCUAUCUUCCCUGAGAACUUUGACCCUACCUCCGGAUUUUCCGAACAGCAAGCUACUUUCUUGAAAUCGUUACCCUCCGCCGCAGCUCUACAACAACGCAUACAAUGCUACAAGGGAUUCAACGAGGAAAUCACGAAUGAGAUAGACCGCCUCAAAUCCAAGAACGUGGUGCUGGGCCAGAACUAUCGGCGAAUGGUGAUGGCCUGCACAAACUGGACGGCUGAGCAAGUCGACGAAGCCGCCGAAGGUUUAACACAAUGUGUUAAGGAGCUAAAUGAUAACCCAGUUCCCGAAGAUGAGGCUAUUGAAAUCCUGAUGAAGGAUCGAGGCCAGGAUUGGUAACCCUAUCUACGAGCCACAUACGAACCAACUUUUCAGAGAAAUCCUCUUUCAACCUCUGAAAUCACUGCAAGAUUACGAACAUUUUUUAUUUAUU